Molecule: messenger RNA, 1566 nt
Organism: Sclerotinia borealis F-4128
Lineage: Eukaryota; Fungi; Ascomycota; Leotiomycetes; Helotiales; Sclerotiniaceae
Source: the annotation of a GenBank genome assembly
AUGAAAGUUCCGAGGACAUCAUUAAAUUGCUACCACGCAGUGGUUACAGAGGCAUUAUAUUCACAUCUCGCUCCCCAAAAAAUUUCUAGCGUACAACAUACGCUCCAAAUUCCCCGCUAUAUCACACAAUUACAACAGACCGACCUCAAUAACCUCCUUAUCCGAGCCGUACAGAAUGAAGAUGUUCCAGCCAUCAAAGAUGCAGUUAAUCAAGGCGCCAAUGUCAAUACACUCAUCUGGAACCAACGGCCUGUUCUCCACCGCUGCGUUACUUUAUCUCUGCCAGAAGCCGUUCGUUUCUUACUAGCUAAUGGUGCACACCCUUACCGUGUGGAAAAAUGCACUAAUGCACUCUACUGGGCAGCCAAAGAAAACGAUGUGGAUAUCUUUCGUCUGAUCAUAGAUUAUGAAGAUGAGGCGGGUUCGGUAUGGAAACCGGCAGAUUACCAAACUGCUUUUGAUGCGUGUGCGGAGAAGGGGAAUGUACAGAUUAUGAAAAUUAUUUUGGCAAAGACGGAACAUGUCUAUUUUAGUAAUGAGGAUGGGGAUGGGACGACGCCAUUUAAGAACGCGGCUGCGAAAGGACAGGCGGAAAUGGUUAGAUUUCUAAUCGAGGUGGGGGCGUUGAGGGAAGAUAUAAAGCAAUGGGAAGAUGCACUGAUACGCGCGGCCAUGGAUGGGAAUUUCCUAAUCGUGAAACUCUUAUGUGAGGAAGGCAAUGUGAACCUAAAUGCGAGAGACGAACAUGGAACGACAGCGUUAUGCUAUGCUGCAAAACUAAAAGGCAAGGAUACAAGCCCCGAAUUUGGGAUUGAGAUGGCGCGAUUUCUGCUCGACAAAGGAGCCGAUCCGAAUAUAUGUGGUGAAGACGAAGGGCCACUACACGGAGCUGCUCUCCAAGACCAUCCGGAAAUGCUUCAACUCUUACUAGAUCACGGCGCUGAUAUUACACAUCGACUUAACGGACGGUCGCCGUUGGAAUUGGCGAUACAAUAUAACAGUCCACUGGUUAUUACAUUUAUCGCAAAUUUUGUCAUGGCCCCUGAAGAUUUGGAUAAACGGGGAGACAUGCUUGAUGCGGCUUUACUAUAUGCUGCUGGAAAGGGAGAUCGCUAUGGGAUUCUUGUGUUGUUGAAAGCGGGUGCUGAUAUUGAUGCGAGACGGGCAAAGGAAGCUGGAGGGGGUACACCACUACUUGUCGCGAUUGGCAGUGGGGAAAUUCAGAGUGCGAGGUUGUUGAUGAGACAGGGUGCGAAGAUGGAUAUCGUGGAUGGAAGAGGGAGGACGGCGCUGGAAAUGGCGGUUAAGUGUGGAUAUGAAUUGUUGGUUAGGGAUAUGGUUGGAAAGGGUGGGGAUUUGAAUAUGAAGGUUGGGGAGAAUGGGGAUACGGUUUUGGGUGUGGCGGUUAGGGAAGGACAUGUGAAUGUUGUGAUGAUUUUGUUGGAGAAAGGUGUGGUUAUAAAUGAGAGGAAUGGAUUUGGAGAGACUGCUUUGGAUAUUGCGGAGGAGAAGGGGGAUAAGAAGAUUAUUGCUCUGUUGGAAGGAGGAGAGGUUGAGGAUGAAUAG